AUGCGCUCUUUUGCAUCCCUCACCAUCCUCCUGUCCGUCGCCAUCGGCGCCUUCGCCGCCCCCAUCCAGCCCAUUGACAGCGUCGUCGGUACCCUCGAUGGCCAGAUCCAGGCUGGACUCAAGGACGUCGGCUCUAUCGCUGGCUCGCUCACCGGCUCGCUCAAGAUCUCCCGCGACGAGCUCCCCGGUCUCAGCUCCGCUGAGGGUGCCGUCACCGAGGCCGAGUCUGUCCUCAAGCAGCUCGGUCAGGAAAUCGAGUCCGCCACUGGCUCCAUGAAGGUCUCCCGCCAGCUCCCCGGCGGUAUCGACGUCACCAGCCUCUCUUCCGAGGCCCAGACUGAGAUCGACCAGAUUCUCAAGCAGAUCGAGGCCGCCGCUCCUGCCAAGCGCCAAUCGUCGGUCCCCGUCCCCAACCUCACUGCUGUCGAGAAGCAGGUCGAGGACGCCGUCUCCUCGCUUGAGGCGGAGUUCGAGAAGGCUGCCGGCUCUCUGAAGGUUUCCCGCCAGGUCUCUGACCUCUCUGGCCUCGAGGCGCAGAUCGAGGCUGCCAUCGCUGAGAUCGAGAAGGACGCCAAGGCCUCCGCUGAGUCCGUCAAGGUCUCCCGCCAGCUCGGCAACAUCCAGGGCGAUAUCCAGACCGCCAUCGACCAGAUCGGUGUCGAGGUCGGUGAGCUCACCGGCAUCCACGCUUCGCGCGCCGCCGCGCCCCAGUCCGUUCCCCAGAUCUGGGCCGCUUUGAUGAAGCAGAUCACGCCCGUCGCUGAGUCCCUUAUGUUCACCGAUGCCAACAACGUCACCGAAGCCGUUGCCUCCCUCGAGAAGCUCCAGGCUCCCCUCGAGACCGCCAUCAAGGAGGUCCGCGCCCUCGCUGGCGCCGGUCUCGACCUCAAGGUCCUCCUCCAGGACGUUGACGGUGUUCUCGAUGUCAACGCUUUCGCCAAGACCCUCGCCGCCGAUGCUGCCACCUUCUUCAAGGCUCUUAUCAACGUCUUCAAGCUCGCUGACAAGGACGCCAAGAAGGCGCUCGGUCCCCUCGUUAUCAAGACUGCUACCCUCCUCUCGCAGUACCUGACCGUCGUCUCUGCCAUCGUCACCGGCCUCUUCGUCGAGCUCGCUCCCCUGCUCCUGCCCCUGUCCACCUACCUCCAGACCCUCGGCCUCACCGCCUUCGCCACCAUCCUCCAGUACGGCUCCAAGCUCUAAAGCGUUUUUAUGCCAUAAAUGACACGAUACCACCGAUGCCCUUUCCCUGUCCAUUUAUUAUCUCUGCAUAUAACGUAUUUAGAGCUAUUUAACCGCUGAUUCGGCGCUGGUCCCGUAUUGCUGGUGUCUUUUUUUCGUCGUUGGUAGUUGUAUAUUCG
Messenger RNA from Coniophora puteana RWD-64-598 SS2, 1361 nucleotides. RefSeq lists its product as uncharacterized. NCBI's taxonomy places the organism in Eukaryota, Fungi, Basidiomycota, Agaricomycetes, Boletales, Coniophoraceae. The coding region runs from base 1 to 1203 and encodes 400 amino acids. The transcript is spliced from 4 exons. The record is from RefSeq and is a predicted model, not a curated record.